AUGAUUAAAGCUGAGGAUGGCACAGUCCCUCCUCCCUCUCCGCUACGGGAUGACCCAACAUGCUUCACUCAAGAUCUUCCCGGUCCCGCUUCGGCCUCCUGGCAACCUGCUGCGCACGAGUCUCCCUCAGUCAACACCCAUAUCAAAGAUGAAACGAAUGUGAUAUUGCCAUAUGCGAUCGAAGAACCCGAGGAUGAGCCUGCCGACACCUGGGAGGAGGCAGGUGCGAGACCGAGGUCGGCGUUACUUCUCCGGGAUAUUUCAGACACCAAGCAAGAUGAUUUGGCGGUCUCGAUGGAGGGCCUUUAUUGCGAUUCGGACCCUACAAGCCGCCGCUCAAGCUUCGCCGCUAAACGAGGCAUGAAGCGGAAGCCGUCCAGUGCACCUACCGCCCCGACCCGUCCAGCUCGAUCACAUUCAACCAGCAACUCUUCCAAUACUCAAGAGGGAGGAUCCAACGGUCGUCCCAAAAAGCAACGUAGGCGAAGCCAGCGUUCAAGGAACCAGAUGGGGUUAUUCUCCGAUGUCUUAUGGCACGGGGAGGCCAGUGAAACCGGGUCAUCGGGCAGUUACGACUCUCGAUCUUCUUCCGCAGAUCCUAGUAGUUCCUACCCUUAUGCGUCCACCACGCCAGAUCAAAUGGACAUCGACUGA
This is a messenger RNA of Aspergillus aculeatus ATCC 16872, 654 nucleotides long. RefSeq lists its product as uncharacterized. NCBI's taxonomy places the organism in Eukaryota, Fungi, Ascomycota, Eurotiomycetes, Eurotiales, Aspergillaceae. The transcript has a single exon. Bases 1 to 654 code for a protein of 217 amino acids. The record is from RefSeq and is a predicted model, not a curated record.